This is a messenger RNA of Betta splendens (Siamese fighting fish), 948 nucleotides long. Its product is annotated as m-AAA protease-interacting protein 1, mitochondrial-like. Gene Ontology annotation, biological process: inner mitochondrial membrane organization; protein insertion into mitochondrial inner membrane from matrix. Bases 26 to 730 code for a protein of 234 amino acids. The transcript is spliced from 5 exons. Gene Ontology annotation, cellular component: mitochondrial inner membrane. Lineage: Eukaryota; Metazoa; Chordata; Actinopteri; Anabantiformes; Osphronemidae. The record is from RefSeq and is a predicted model, not a curated record. Gene Ontology annotation, molecular function: ribosome binding.
CCAGGACGAAAGCGAUCACGUAAAGAUGGCGCUGUUCAUGUUGAGACACGGGCGCAGGUUUCCGUCAACGGUCCGCUUCACCAGCGUGUUUUCAAAUAAAGGUGUGGUUCUGAACCGGUCCAGUAGAACCAGGCUACCACCUCCAUCACCUGUCGCCGUGGCAGCAACAGCGGUGCGCGCGUGCAGCUCCCACGAGCAAGAACAAGCAAAACAGGCGAUUAAGAGGUUCGAGGUGGUUCCGGGUCCCAUGUUUUGGAUAAAGUCUCGCAUUUACUACUUCCUUAUUAAAACCUUCUUUGAUAAAGACUUCAACGUUAAAACGUUCAUCGAGGGCGCGACAAAGGCUUUCUCCCAUGUUUCCAGGCUGCAGUUUGAUGCUUUAGAGGGACUUGUGGCUAAAGAGCUACUUGGACCCAUGAAGCUAAACUACAGGUGGAUGCCUUUGCACGAAAGGCAAGGCCUUGCUGCAGAUCACAUCAUGAGCGCAAUACCAAACAACGUGGAAUUCUACACAGACACGCUUGGUCAGCAUGUUGUUGGAACUAAAAGAGCAUCACUUUCUUUUGGUUUCAUCACUGUGUCCUCGUCCAGUCAGUCUUGUGUUUUCAGGGAGGAGAAACACACCUCUUCCAGGUUGCUGGCAAAGAGGGAACUGGGGUUAAGAGUCUUCGAGUUGCAGUUUACGAAUUCCGAAUGGAGCUUAACACAAAGGUGCGUCCACACUGGAUGAUAAUAACGCUGCAUCACUCGAUGAGGAAACCCAAUUUAGAAUCAAAGCUGUAGAAGUCCUUCAGAUCUAAGUUCAGUGAACUGAGGAGGAAGGAGAACGUGACUACGCAUGGAGCAAAAAGAGGCAACACUUGACUGGAGAGUCAACCACAUCUGUCUGCACCUAUUCAUCUUUGUCUUUCACCUUUUUAUACUGCAUUAAACUUGAUGACCUUUUGA